UAAAAAAGUCAUAGAAGGGAAGAGAGAAACAUAAGAAAGAAGAUCAAAAGAAAAAAGAGAAACAAAUGGCAGCACUGGGUGGCUUUACCGACAUCACCGGAGCACAGAACAGCAUCGAUAUCGAAAAUCUCGCUCGCUUUGCUGUUGAUGAACACAACAAAAAAGAGAAUGCAGUUCUGGAGUUUGUGAGGGUGAUUAGUGCAAAGAAACAAGUGGUUUCUGGCACCUUGUACUAUAUCACUUUGGAGGCAAAUGAUGGUGUGACGAAAAAGGUUUAUGAAACUAAGGUGUUGGAGAAACCAUGGUUGAACAUCAAGGAGGUUCAGGAAUUCAAGCCCAUCACUAAAAGAGAAAUGGCAACAGAAACAAAAGUGCAAGAAUUAGGUGGCAUCACCGAUGUGCAUGGAGCUGCCAACAGCGUCGAGAUCAACAAUCUCGCUCGCUUUGCUGUAGAGGAACAAAACAAAAGAGAGAAUUCAGUUCUGGAGUUUGUGAGGGUGAUUAGUGCACAGCAGCAAGUGGUUUCUGGAGUGAAUUACUACAUAACAUUGGAAGCAAAAGAUGGUGAGAUUAAAAAUGAGUAUGAAGCGAAGGUUUGGGUGAGGGAAUGGUUGAACUCCAAAGAGUUGCUAGAAUUCAAGCCAGUCAAUGUUUCUAGCACACCAAUAGGUGGCAUUACCGAUGUGACUGCGAAUAGCCUCGAGAUCGACAUUCUCGCUCGUUUUGCUGUUGAUCAACACAACAAAAAAGAGAAUGCAAAUCUGGAGUUUGUGGGGGUGAUUAGGGCAAAGCAGCAGGUGGUGGAAGGGUUCAUAUACUACAUCACUUUGGAAGCAAAAGAUGGUGAAACCAAAAAUGUGUAUGAAACGAAGGUGUGGGUGAGAUCAUGGUUGAACUCCAAGGAGGUCCUCGAAUUCAAGCCCAUCAGUAUUAAUCCUCUUUCGGUGUCGGUCUAGUCUUUAUAAGGUUACAGAAAUAAAUGGUCGCAAGGUGAAAGUUGUACUAAAAUUUAUUUUUUAUAAAAAAAAUCGAAGGUAGUAUUAAAUAUGUUAUAUGUAUGUAUUGUGCAGAAUAAAUGCAGCCACGUACUAUAUAUAAUGGUACAUGCGGUGUAGGGCUGUACAAAUUGGGCAUCCUAUUUCAAUAUUAACGACCACUAAUAAAUAUUACCAUUGGAGUUAUUACGUAUU
Molecule: messenger RNA, 1190 nt
Organism: Glycine soja
Lineage: Eukaryota; Viridiplantae; Streptophyta; Magnoliopsida; Fabales; Fabaceae
Product: multicystatin-like
Exons: 6
Coding region: 66-956 (296 amino acids)
Molecular function (GO): cysteine-type endopeptidase inhibitor activity
Source: RefSeq, a predicted model, not a curated record